Molecule: messenger RNA, 2452 nt
Organism: Theobroma umbraticum
Lineage: Eukaryota; Viridiplantae; Streptophyta; Magnoliopsida; Malvales; Malvaceae
Product: Transducin/WD40 repeat-like superfamily protein
Molecular function (GO): protein binding
Source: RefSeq, a predicted model, not a curated record
UUCAGGGAACGACUGCCUGCAAAAUAUCCUGUACAACGGGACCCAUCAGGAUGGGAACUCGCAGCACGUAAAUCAUGAGAUAACAACGACCGCUAAAAGCUUAUCUAGAAUUUUCCUUUAUGAUUCUCAAACAACCAUCCAAAAAGAUGAAAACCUAACAUCAGAAGAGGCUAAACCUACAAUAAAACAUGAGACAAAUGCAAGCUAUAUUUGUAUUUCUUUUAAUAGUGUAGCCAUCGAGCUUGGUGGUCCCUUGUAAGGAACAAGUCUAGGCCCCACUGAUGUGAGCUUUUCCUACCAAACUCAAAGCUAAGGCAAAGAGUUAAAAAUUCCAAAACUUGUAUUCAAACCCUUUAGUGGAAGCAUCCGGUUUUAUCUCAAUAACAGGCAUUGCAGGUUUACAUUUGAAUGCAUGCUCUCAUCUGACAUACUGAUUUUCAUGGCAAGUUCCCCUAUCUUAGCAUAUGUGGACACAUAGCUUAGGAAAGAGCAGCCAACGGUAGCUUUUUCCAUCGACUGCUAAAAUGUGCCAUCUGCUAUGUUUUGUUUAAUAAGCCUCCCUUCCCUUCAUGGUGAUGCAUUUAUCAAGAUGUUUGACAUAAACCUAACCACCCAUAUAAUCUUGUCAACUGUUUCUUGUGUUCAGCUUUGACAAAAAUGGGACUUCUCCCAUGUCACUUGUCUUGCCACAGAGAUGAUGAAUCUCAAUCAGGGUCCAAUCAUCUUCAUUCAGAAUCAUCAAACUCUUCCAUCUCCUCUCCAUCAAGUCUACAGUCUGUUCCCUCCCUUACUCCAGUUUCGCAACAUGAUCAAACCCCAACCAUCCACCAUAAGUGCAUAGCCACCCUUAAAGUUAACUCCUAUGUAUUCUCCCUCGCUCUUGCCAGGAAAGUCCUUUAUAGUGGCUCUUCAAACGGUGAGAUACGAGCGUGGAGCCAGGAUUUUUCUGAGCAAGAUAAUCCAACUGAUAACAUUGUAGCUACUAGCAACACCGCAGUUAAGUCCCUAGUGGUUUUAGGGGAUAAGCUUUUCAGUGCUCACCAAGAUAACAAAGUCCGCAUAUGGAAAAUUCAUAAUCACUUACAGCAGAAAUACAAAUGCAUAGCCACUCUCCCAACAUUGAAUGAUCGCUUCCUAAGGUGCUUCUCAAAAAAGAAUUAUGUUCAAGUUCGGCGUCACAGAAAAAGCAUAUGGGUACAUCAUGUUGAUGCUGUAUCUGCACUGGCAAUAUCAAUAGAUUGCUCUCUUCUUUAUUCUGCCUCAUGGGAUCGAACAUUCAAAGUUUGGCGGACAUCUGAUUUCAAGUGUUUGGAGUCUGUACAAAAUGCACAUGAUGACGCCAUUAAUGCCAUAGUAUUGGCUAAAGAUGGCUUUGUUUAUACAGGUUCAGCAGACAAGACAUUUAAGGUAUGGAAGAAGCAUGCAGGAGAAAAUAAACAUUUGCUGCUAGCAACACUGGAGAAACACAAAUCAGCUGUUAAUGCUUUAGCUCUUAAUAAUGAUGGGACUGUACUUUAUUCUGGUGCAUGUGAUCGAUCCAUUCUUGUUUGGGAAAGAGAAUGCAGUGCCAAGGGCGGUGGUAAUAGGCACAUGGUUUUGGUGGGUGCACUUAAAGGGCAUACCAAGGCUAUAUUGUGCUUGGCAGUUGUGAUGGAUUUGAUAUGCAGUGGAUCAGCUGAUAAAACAGUUAGGAUUUGGAGGAGAGGAACUGACAAAAGCUAUUCUUGCUUGGCAGUUUUGGAAGGGCACAGAAGGCCAGUUAAAUGCUUGACGGCAGCUGUUGAUGGUAAUACUAAUACUGCAGGUGCUUCUGAACCUGGUACUACUUACAUGGUUUGCAGUGGGAGUUUGGACUAUGAUAUUAAAGUCUGGCAAGUAUGGGCUCCACUUUUCUGAUCCUUUUCUUUGUGAUUUUAUAAAUUGGGUUUUUCUGGCAUGUACAAGACUUAGUAGCUUCAGGAAAAUUAGGAAUUGAAUUGUAUUAACAUUUGUGGUUUUACUGAAAUAUAUAGAUAGUGUUCUAUUUUGAAUUUGAUUUCAGAUGCGAGAUCCAUUAAUUGGAUCAAAUGAGUUGAUGUUUCUGCAAUGUAUCCCAUAGCAUAGAAGCUAUUAAGAAAUAUUCUCUAAAAUUCCAGAGUUUGAUCAUUUCUGAAAAAUGAAAACAACGCUAGUAUGCUUAGGCUAACAUGCACAAAAUAUACCCAAAAUUUAAUAAGAAAAUUCAAAGUUUAUCAACUUUAUUAAAACCAAAGCAUUGAUGUUGGAAAUUGCUGCUGCAAGUGUUUCAACUUUCUUUAGCAUCAUGUGACAGGAGACCUAACAGCAUUUAAAGGGGUUUCAUACAGAAAAGACAAUCAAUGCAUAGAAAAGGAAAAAUCUGACCUUCCCUUCAUCUUUUACAGUAAGAAGCAUUUAAUUAUCUUCUCAACGAUUUGUAUGCUUCAUGAGUUGC